This is a messenger RNA of Dentiscutata erythropus, 819 nucleotides long. Lineage: Eukaryota; Fungi; Glomeromycota; Glomeromycetes; Diversisporales; Gigasporaceae. The record is from the annotation of a GenBank genome assembly.
AUGCCAUGUUAUGCAGAUACUAUCGUUAAGAUUAACUACGUAAAGCAGAAUGUUAGUUCUAAAGAUCCUAAUUUGUUGGUUAUGUGGGCUCUUGGGUCUUAUUCUGUUAAACGUGACGAUUACUAUAUCAAGAUGACUUUAUUUGUGCCAUCUAAUUCAGAUGAUAGGGAUUCUGAGACCCAAGCUGUUUUUAUAAAAGAUAUAUUUUUUUUGGUCGGUGGAAAGAUAAUGCCUGGGUUUUUUGAAGGGAAAAAAAGAGCAAAGAUGACUGAUUCAACUUCUACUUAUGUGAUGAUUCUUAAUAAAGUUGUUGGGUCGAAUAAAUAUCUAUUAAAAUUUUCACAUUUGAAAAGUAAUAUUCAGCCUCGAGAAUCACUUAUUUUUAUUGUUGGUCAAUUAGAAAUUAUUGGCAAUGAGCAUGGUGAUUCUCAGGUCUUUUUAUCUUCUAAAAAUUCUAUUCAGUCUAAACUUUUGGUUACUCAUCAUAACAUUGCUGAAAAGUCUAAAUUUAAGCCUGAACAUGAAGUUGGGUCUUCUGUAAUUUCUGGUGAUUCAGUCGACAAAAUUGAUUUAAAAAGUUCUAUUAGUUUUCAUGUAUUGAGAUAUGUGAGGGUUAAAGAUUGUGAUGAUUCUAGUGAGGAUUUUUGUUAUAAUGAAAAUGAAAUCUGUAACAAUUCUGGAGAGAAUUUUGAAGAGAAAUUUAAAAAAGAUGUUUCAUUGUCGCAGAGUGAUUAUAGGAGGUGUAAUAAUUCAAACAAUUCUUCUUCAUCAAAGCGGGCAUGCUUUGAUGAUUAUGGUGAAUUCGCUGGAGAGUUUUAA